This is a messenger RNA of Saccharomyces cerevisiae S288C, 1656 nucleotides long. It is a transcript of the gene HRD1, whose product is annotated as E3 ubiquitin-protein ligase HRD1. Gene Ontology annotation, biological process: protein ubiquitination. Lineage: Eukaryota; Fungi; Ascomycota; Saccharomycetes; Saccharomycetales; Saccharomycetaceae. Gene Ontology annotation, cellular component: endoplasmic reticulum membrane. The coding region runs from base 1 to 1656 and encodes 551 amino acids. The record is from RefSeq and is marked reviewed. The transcript has a single exon. Gene Ontology annotation, molecular function: ubiquitin protein ligase activity.
AUGGUGCCAGAAAAUAGAAGGAAACAGUUGGCAAUUUUUGUAGUUGUCACAUAUUUGCUCACAUUUUAUUGCGUGUAUUCAGCCACCAAGACAAGCGUUUCCUUUUUGCAAGUAACACUGAAGCUAAAUGAAGGCUUCAAUCUAAUGGUUUUGUCGAUAUUCAUCUUAUUAAAUUCUACCUUACUAUGGCAACUCCUAACGAAACUAUUAUUUGGUGAACUGAGGCUUAUUGAGCAUGAGCACAUUUUUGAAAGGUUACCAUUUACCAUUAUAAACACCUUGUUUAUGUCCUCACUGUUCCACGAACGGUAUUUUUUCACAGUGGCAUUUUUUGGACUAUUACUACUCUAUCUGAAAGUUUUCCAUUGGAUUUUAAAGGAUAGGCUGGAGGCCUUAUUACAGUCAAUAAAUGAUUCCACCACAAUGAAAACCCUUAUCUUUAGUAGAUUCUCAUUUAACCUCGUACUAUUGGCGGUUGUAGACUACCAGAUAAUAACACGAUGCAUCUCCUCCAUAUAUACAAACCAAAAGAGUGAUAUUGAAUCCACAUCCCUUUACCUGAUACAAGUAAUGGAGUUUACCAUGCUUUUGAUUGAUUUGCUAAAUUUAUUCCUACAGACUUGUUUGAAUUUCUGGGAAUUUUAUCGCUCACAACAAAGUCUGUCUAAUGAGAACAACCAUAUUGUCCAUGGCGAUCCUACAGAUGAAAACACGGUUGAGUCUGAUCAAUCUCAGCCAGUGCUGAAUGACGACGACGAUGACGACGAUGAUGAUAGACAAUUUACCGGCCUGGAGGGUAAAUUCAUGUAUGAAAAAGCAAUUGACGUAUUCACAAGAUUCUUAAAAACGGCACUUCAUUUGUCUAUGCUAAUACCAUUUAGGAUGCCUAUGAUGCUUUUGAAAGAUGUGGUGUGGGAUAUCUUGGCACUAUAUCAAAGUGGCACAAGUUUGUGGAAAAUCUGGAGAAAUAACAAACAGCUCGACGACACUCUUGUCACUGUCACCGUAGAACAGCUACAAAAUUCUGCAAAUGAUGACAAUAUUUGUAUCAUUUGUAUGGAUGAGUUAAUACAUUCUCCAAACCAGCAGACGUGGAAGAAUAAAAACAAGAAACCCAAAAGGUUACCUUGUGGCCACAUACUUCAUUUGUCGUGUUUAAAGAAUUGGAUGGAACGUUCUCAGACUUGUCCUAUUUGUAGAUUGCCUGUCUUUGAUGAAAAAGGUAAUGUUGUGCAAACGACUUUCACUUCCAAUAGUGAUAUCACGACACAGACCACCGUAACAGAUAGCACUGGGAUAGCGACAGAUCAACAAGGUUUCGCAAACGAAGUAGAUCUACUUCCCACAAGAACAACUUCCCCUGAUAUAAGGAUAGUGCCUACUCAAAAUAUAGACACAUUAGCAAUGAGAACAAGGUCAACCUCUACACCAUCUCCUACGUGGUAUACGUUCCCAUUACAUAAAACUGGUGAUAAUUCUGUUGGGUCAAGCCGAUCAGCCUACGAAUUUUUGAUCACAAAUUCAGAUGAGAAAGAAAAUGGUAUUCCUGUCAAAUUAACAAUAGAAAAUCACGAAGUAAAUUCUCUGCAUGGAGACGGGGGCGAGCAAAUUGCCAAGAAAAUUGUCAUACCAGAUAAAUUUAUCCAGCAUAUCUAG